AUGAUAAGGUGUUUGUUUUUCAUUUUCUUGUUGAUCAAUACAAAAGCUGUCAAUGUAAAAUCUAGGAAGAGAAACCCUGAGGCAGUGAAAGCUGCUGAGCCUGCAAAGAAAUGGCAGACUCUAAAUGGAGCUGAGCCUCUGGUGGUAGCUCGAGGAGGGUUCUCGGGGGUUCUUCCGGAAUCGAGUAGUGCUGCGAAUAGCUUGGUGAAGCCUCCGAUGAGUCUGUCCAGUGUAGCUGUGUUGUGCAAUCUGCAAUUGACAAAGGAUGGUGUUGGAAUUUGCAUGACAGAUAUCCAGUUUGAUAAUUCAACAAAUAUUGGCAUGAUUUACCCCAAUGGAAGGACAACUUACAAGGUUAAUGGACAGGAUAUUAAAGGGUGGUUUGCUUUGGAUUAUAGAGCUGAUCAGCUUUUCAACAAUGUAUCAUUGACUCAGAAUGUGUACUCCAGACCAUCCGUAUUUGAUGGAGAAUUUCCAAUAUCUACUGUUGAAGAUGUAUUGGGAACUAAACCCCCUCAGUUUUGGUUAAAUGUUCAGUAUGACACAUUCUAUUCUCAACACAACCUCAGUGUGGAAGGCUAUCUUCAGAAGUCUGUCAGAGUUGGAGGCAUAAAUUACUUAUCAUCUCCUGAGAUUGGUUUUCUGAAGGCCAUUGGUGGGAAGGUGAACAAGGCAAGGACAAAGCUCGUUUUCGUGUUCCUCAACCCGAAUGAAGUUGAACCAACAACCAAUCAAACAUACAGUGAAAUCUUGAAGAAUCUUACUGCUAUCAAAUCUUUUGCUUCCGUCAUUGUUGUCCCGAAAAAUUACAUAUUUCCUAUUAAUAAUAAAACAGGAUAUCUGGAUCCUGCAACUGCUCUUGUGACUGAUGCACAUAAAGAAGGACUAGAAGUAUAUGCUUCUGAUUUUGAAAAUGAUGUUCAACUAAGCUACAAUUACAGCUAUGAUCCAUCAAAUGAGUACUUGAAAUUUAUUGAUAACUCGCAGUUUGCUGUUGACGGAUUUAUCACCGAUUUUCCUCCUACAGCAUCAGAAAGCAUAGCAUGCUUUGCACUAAACAAUGUCACCAAACCUGUCAGAGGGAAACCUUUGAUUAUAUCUCACAAUGGGGCAAGUGGUGUUUAUCCUGGCAGUACUGAUUUGGCAUAUCAGCAAGCGAUCGAUGACGGAACUGACAUAAUCGACUGCUCAGUUCAAAUGUCAAAAGAUGGAGUUGCCUUCUGCUUGGAUUCACCAGACCUCAUGGGAAAAACAACCGUGAUGACCUCUUUCAUGUCUCGAGUCACCAGUAUUCCUGCAAUUCAACAAAACAAGGGAAUCUUUUCGUUCGAUCUAACGUGGAGCGAGAUUCAAUCAUUGAAGCCUGAAAUGGAAAGCCCUUUUGCAACUGAAACUGAUACCUUCCAAAGAAACCCUCAAGCUAAGAACCAAGGAAAAUUUGUGACCAUUGAUGAAUUCCUGGAGCUGGCAAAGACCAAGGCAGUUACUGGAGUUCAGAUCAACAUAGAGAAUGCUGCUUAUCUAGCAUCAAAGAAGGGUCUUGGCAUAGUAGAUGUUGUCACCAAAGCCUUAAGUAAUGCCACAUUUGACAAGCAAUCCACUCAGCUAGUGUUUAUCUCAUCUGAUGACAGUUCUGUGUUGUCAAAGUUUUCCGGUGUCCGUGCUUAUAAGAGAGUCUUGCACCUCAAGAACGAAGUAAGCGAUGCUCCAAAAGAUUCGGUGGAGGAAACUAAGAAGUAUGCUGACGCAGUUAUUGUCCCGAGACCUAGUCUCAUUACAGUUAGAGACGGUUUUACUGUAACAUUUACGAAUGUUUUAAAGGAAAUGCAUAGUGCAAAUAUCUCAGUAUAUGUCUCAGUUUUCAAAAACGAGUUCAUUUCACUUGCGUUCGAUUACUUCGCAGAUCCUGUCAUAGAACUUGCAACUUAUAUAGGAGGAAUGGGCGUAGACGGGAUUGUAACUGAGUUUCCUGCUACUGCCUCCAAAUAUCUGAGAAGCCCAUGUUCUGACCUCAAUGCUGAUCUGCCUUAUACAAUUUUACCCAUUACACCUGGGGAUAUGCUUAGUAUAAUACCUGAACCAGUACAGCCGCCGGCAAGCGCCCCAAACCCAUCCCUGAGUAUAGCAGAUAUUGUUGAUCCACCGCUACCUCCCGUGGCCAAUGGCUCCACUCCAGAUGAUACUGAGUUCGACUUUGGGUCUAGUCCUACUGGUGCUCCUCCUGUUCUUGCACCAAGUUCAAGUGACAAAACCAAUGUUGCCAACAUUGGAAUUUCUAUAGUGGCAGCAAUGUUGCUAUGUUUGCUCUUCAUGUGA
This is a messenger RNA of Pistacia vera, 2316 nucleotides long. Its product is annotated as glycerophosphodiester phosphodiesterase GDPDL7-like. Bases 1 to 2316 code for a protein of 771 amino acids. Lineage: Eukaryota; Viridiplantae; Streptophyta; Magnoliopsida; Sapindales; Anacardiaceae. Gene Ontology annotation, molecular function: glycerophosphodiester phosphodiesterase activity. The record is from RefSeq and is a predicted model, not a curated record. The transcript has 9 exons. Gene Ontology annotation, biological process: lipid metabolic process.